Rhopalosiphum maidis (corn leaf aphid) is the source of this 13918-nucleotide messenger RNA. Its product is annotated as extracellular matrix-binding protein ebh-like. Lineage: Eukaryota; Metazoa; Arthropoda; Insecta; Hemiptera; Aphididae. The transcript has 8 exons. Bases 127 to 13821 code for a protein of 4564 amino acids. The record is from RefSeq and is a predicted model, not a curated record.
CGGCGACACAAUCGAAGACACACGACGUAUACAUAGUAAUAUAUCGCUGUGGUAAAAUACGCCUACACGCCGCCGUCACCACCAGUAACGUCAGUACAUCCGGCUCUAGUUGACAUGUAAUAGAUUAUGAUAGAACAAACAGCAUUACACAACAUCUUAACAUGGGUAAUUGCAGUGAUUUUAUUUAUUUUCCAAUCACUCAACUAUUUUAUUGCAUGGAUAAAAAACUACGUAGGACACGGACAAAAAAAAACUACUGUUGUGACAACAGAUACAACAACAUUAUCUGAAUUGAAUCCGAAUAAUAACAAUGCACCGAAAAAUGUUAUUGCUGUCCAAGGACUGAUCCAAAAACACUUUGACAUUCCUCUGAUAAUUGCAGAAGAUGAACCAAAAGUGAAUGAUUUUAUUAAAAAUGCUCAAUUAUUGAUAUCUAAUGAAAAUUGCAAAGAAAAACAGAAAAUAGAUCAAUUUAUGGAGCAUUUUGUCGAUGACUCUUAUGUUGCGCGUGGCCUAGGUUUGAUAACUGCAAACGUUGGACGUGAAUCAGAAUUUUAUUUGUACUCAAAAUAUGAUAAUAAUUUUGAAAACGUCGUUAUUAGACUCAAAGGACGUCACGGAGAAAGUGGUCAAAUCACAAUAUCAAGCCAAGACCCUACAAACCUUAUUGAUACAAAAUUAAUUCCCAUGGAUUAUUUUUAUGAUGAAGAUAGAAUCAAAGUUACUUACACACCAUUUGCAGAAGGAGUGUAUACAUUAACACUAGUACGAAAUGGUUUAUCCAUUUGCCGCUCUCCAUAUUAUAUAUCGGUAGAAAAAAGCCCGACAAAUUCUAGAUCUCAAAUUCGUUUAGGUACAAAGAAAUAUAAAAUGGUAAGUAAAUUUGCUAAGGCCAAGCAUGUACCUCUUGAAACUUGUGACAGUAAUAUUCCUGUCAUUGAACCCAGAAAACCAUCUAUUAGUAGAAAUGUUCUUCCAGCAUCGGUAGAAAACUCUAUACGAACAGACGUUAUGUCUAUAGUAACAAAAUUUGAAUCCAAUAGUAUAAAUUUUCAAAAAAAAAUUAAUAAACGUACAUCUAACAUAUCCAAAACAAGCCCAAAAACUGAUUUGAUCAAUGAAAUUUCAACAAAUUCGAAUAUUCAACCGAAAAUUGUAACUGUCAAUGAUCAUGAUACUAAUGUCAAUGAUUUAAAUUCACCAAUUAUUAAUUCGAUUCCUAAAUCCACCGAAGAAAAAUUUUGGAGUAACUUAGAUAUUUCCAAUAUAAAUAGUAAGAAAAAUGAUAUAAAUUCUAUAGAUGCCAAAAGUAACCGGAUAAAGAAGUCCAUAAUAAAGCUAGAUAAAAGCACUAGAAAUACAAGCGAUAUACCUCGAGUAAAAAAUGUAUCAUUAAAUCACCUAGGACCUACAAACAGUGCAUUAUUAAAGGAAAGCUUAAAUCAUGAGAAUUCACACGACGUAGAAAAACAAAAUAAAACGUAUAAUACAAAUGAACUUAUUUAUGGACAAAACCAAAUUGAAACGUUUCUAGAUCCAAUUACUAUAAUAGAUAAAUCCGAAAUCAAAUGUAUAGACAAUGAACUAUGUACACAAAAUGAAGUAUCGUGUUUUGAUGAUGAUAACGAAAAAACUGUAGUUGUAAUGGAAAAUAUUAACGAGCUAGAAUCGCAUCCCAAAGAUUCUGCGAUUCAAAAAAUAAGCGAUUCAGCACAAUACAAUAUUUAUACCCCUUUAGCAAGUAUUAUAACAAAAAUAACUAAUUGUGUUUGUGAAAAAUGUUCAAUACAAGUAUUAAAAAUACUAUCUGAGAUUCCGAGAGAUAUAAACUUAACAUAUAAAAACAAUUCAAAUGAAAUCUGUUCAAGCUUUGAAACACUUCUUGCUCAGCCAAUUAGCAUUAAUAUUAAUAUAGAUAACUUAUUUGAAAACUCUAUAAAACCAACAAAUGAACAAAAAAGUGAUAAUUUGUUGAGUAAAAGUCCAACAAAUAUGAAACUAAUGGAUACAAUCAAUAAAGACGUAAAAUAUCAUUAUCUAAAUGAAAUCACACCUACAGAUAAUACUUCUAAUGAAAUAUACUGUGACAUCAAUAACACAACUAAAGAAUUAAUUAUCAAAAAAAAUAAACACGAUGGUGAAAUAAAUAAAACGAAAAAUGAUAAAAUAACCAAUAAUAAUUUUGUUAUACCCUUUACUGAACACGAUAUAGAUAAACACAAAACAAUACAACUAGAAAAUAAAUUGUCUACAAAUGAAAUAAUAAAAAAUGAAUAUUCAAUUACUAAUGAAGCAAAUGUAUUAAACUGUCAUCAACUUAAUAAUGCUACCAUUUAUAAAUUAGAUGAUAAAAUGCAAAUGCAAAUUCAAGAUGAGCAAAUAUCCUUAGAAUAUAAUAUGGACUUAAUUGAAACACAUAAAUUUCACGAAUACAACAACAAAGAAUUAAAGAAAAUCAAUAAAGAAAAUAAUAAAACAUUAGACAAAAGUGAUUUAGUAACAACUAGUUACGAAAUAAAAAUUAAUACAGAACCAGUAAAAGAAGAAUUCAAAAUUAAGAACGAUAUCAUUGCAGAAAAAAAUACAAAUAGCCAAAGUUUUCCUAUAAAUAGCACAGUAUUAGCAUCGAUUGAGGGUGAAUUACCGACUUUAAGAUAUAAAUCAGAAGAUAAUCGACAAAAUAUAAGCAAUAUAUCCAAUAUUAAUUUCAUAAUAAAUGAAAACCAAAAGUUAAUAAUUGAAAACUCAAUUGAACCCGUAUUAAACAAUUUCAAAAACAAAAUAGUUGAAAAAAUUACACAAUUAUAUUUAAAUAAAAAUUUAUCAAAUACGGAAAACACUUCGAUCAAUGAAAACCAUGAUAUACAAGAAACAUUUAAUUUACAAGAAACUAAACUUCGUAACAACGAUGAAAAUAAAGAAAUUAAAACUAAAUGUAUUGAAAAACUCAAAUCUCAAUUAAAAAAUCAUAUUGAUAAAAAUGAAAUAUCAAAAAUAAUAUUAGAUAAAACAAAAAAGGAUAAUAAUCAUCUAUUUAAAUAUGUCAAAAAUAUAAUUAAAACAAAUAUGCAUCCAAGUGAAAUGCAAUCAGAAAAAUUGACUAAAAAUAAUCCUCAGACACUUGUAAACAUAGCAAAAAAACACAUAAAUAACCAACAAAUAAACAACGACUUUAAAAGGAUGAUAACAGAAAACGAAACGAAAAAUGUUGAAGUUAAAAAAAACAAUAACGAAGAAAUAGUACAAGACACAGAGAUUAUGCUAACCAAAACACCAAGUGAUAUAAAAAUUGAAACUAUGACUGAAACAAUAAAAUCAAAUAUAUCAGAAAAAACUGAAGUAAUACAAAAUAUUGAUGAUAAAAACAAAAUUGAAACAAUAAAAUUACAGAUUAACGACAAUGAAUUAAGAAAAAUACACAAUACAAUUGAAAAAGAAAUAAUAUAUGGAAAAGUGGAAAAUAAUAAUAUGGGUACAACUAUAAACUCAACUAAAAAUACAGCAACAAAUCAAUUAAAAAAGAAAGAUAGCGAAUUUCAAGAGACGAAAAAAAUGACAGAAGCUAUACAUAUAGAAGUAGAAAAAGAGAAUAAUAAUAAAUUAUCACAAAUAAACAGAAUUAAGGAUAUUAUGAUUGAAAAUCCAAAUUUAGAAAACAAAGUAUCAAAACUAAAUGAAAAUAUGGUAAAAGUAAUCGAAGAGAAAGAAAUUUCAUCAGAAUCGACUUCAUAUAAUAAUGCGAAAAAGUUAAGCAUAAAAAGACCUAAUACGGGGAAAACAGAAAAAGAAGAUGAAACAUUAGGAAAUACUAAAGAAAAAGGAAAAAUAUUAUCCAACUAUCAAUUAGCAAACGAUCUAUCAAAUACUGUUACAAAAGAUUUUAAAAAAGAAAAAGAUACUUCACACAACUCAUUGAACACAAAAUAUAAACUAACAACUUUAGAAUCAACAGUAAAUGAAAUUAAUUGUAAAAUCGGAAAAAAAUAUGAAGAUAAAGAUAAAGCAAAUGAACAUUUAGAAAAAAAUGACGCUACUCAUGAAACUGAAAUAAUGUCAGAUAAGAUAAUUAAUAGACCUGAAAUAGACAAUUCAUCAUUGAUUAAAUCAUCUAUAACACCAAUACUGAAAAAAAUUGUGGUAGAAUUUGUAACUAAAAAAAAUACAACUAUUGAUUCAUUAGCAAUUAUUGUACACGAACAAAGUGAACAAAACGAUGAAAAUACAAAUGACACUAAAACAAAAACAAAUACAUGGAAAUUUGUUAAAGAGAAAGAAGAGAUUAAUAAAAAAAAAAAUACAAGAUCUAAACCUUGUACUAAUACGUCAAAUGUAAAAGUAGAAAAAUUGGAUGGAGAAAAUCUUAAAGAAGAAAAUAAUCUGAAUGGUGAAAUUAAACCGAAUAUAACAAAUACAAACAAUAUAAUAGAAAAUGAAACAGACCAACCCAUUAGAAUAUCAACUACUUUUCAAAAAGCAAAGAUAGAAAAAGAAAAAAUAAUAAUAAAUCCAUCAACACCUGUUACAUCUGCAGUGGAAUCAAAAAUCGAAGAAGAUAUAAAUGGAAGUGACUUGAUAGCAUGUACUGAAACGUCAAAUUUACAAGUAGUUGAAGCAACGGCUGUGGGAGAAGUCAUUGAAGAAAAUACUACUUAUAGUGGAACAAAGACGGAAAAAGCUACAAAUUACGAUAUUAAUCAGAUGGAUACAAGCUUACCAACAGAUACAUCGUCCACAUCUGAGGAAGUUACGAUAGAAAAAGAAGAAAUAGUCAAAACUCCAUUACAAAUUGAAUCUCCUGUCACUUCUACAGUGGAAUCGAAAACAGAAGAAGAUAUAAAUGGAAGUGAUUUGAUAGCAUGUACUGAAACGUCAAAUGUACAAGUAGUUGAAGCAACGGCUGUGGGAGAAGUCAUUGAAGAAACUACUACUUAUAGUGGAACAGAGACGGAAAAAGCUACAAAUUACGAUAUUAAUCAGAUGGAUACAAUUUUACCAACAGAUACAUCGUCCACAUCUGAGGAAGUUACGAUAGAAAAAGAAGGAAUAGUCAAAACUCCAAUACAAAUUGAAUCUCCCGUCACUUCUACAGUGGAAUCGAAAACAGAAGAAGAUAUAAAUGGAAGUGAUUUGAUAGCAUGUACUGAACCGUCAAAUUUACAAGUAGUUGAAGCAACGGCUGUGGGAGAAAUUAUUGAAGAAAAUAAUGAUACAAGCUUACCAACAGAUACAUCGUCCACAUCUGGGGAAGUUACGAUAGAAAAAGAAGAAAUAAUCAAAACUCCAUUGCAAACUGAAACUCCCGUCACUUCUACAGUGGAAUCGAAAACAGAAGAAGAUAUAAAUGGAAGUGAUUUGAUAGCAUGUACUGAAACGUCAAAUUUACAAGUAGUUGAAGCAACGGCUGUGGGAGAAGUCAUUGAAGAAAAUACUUCAAAUAUUGGAACAGAGAUGGAAAAUGCUACAAACUACGAUAUUAAUGACACAGAUACAAGCUUACCAACAGAUACAUCGUCCACAUCUGAGGAAGUUACGAUAGAAAAAGAAGAAAUAGUCAAAACUCCAUUACAAAUUGAAUCUCCCGUCACUUCUACAGUGGAAUCGAAAACAGAAGAAGAUAUAAAUGGAAGUGAUUUGAUAGGUUGUACUGAAACGUCAAAUUUACAAGUAGUUGAAGCAACGGCUGUGGGAGAAGUCAUUGAAGAAAAUACUUCAAAUAUUGGAACAGAGAUGGAAAAUGCUACAAACUACGAUAUUAAUGACACAGAUACAAGCUUACCAACAGAUACAUCGUCCACAUCUGAGGAAGUUACGAUAGAAAAAGAAGAAAUAGUCAAAACUCCAUUACAAAUUGAAUCUCCUGUCACUUCUACAGUGGAAUCGAAAAUAGAAGAAGAUAUAAAUGGAAGUGAUUUGAUAGCAUGUACUGAAACGUCAAAUAUACACAUAGAAGAGGCAACGGCUGUGGGAGAAGUAAUUGAAGAAAAUAUUUCAAAUAUUGGAACAGAGACGGAAAAAGCUACAAACUACGAUAUUAGUGAGACGGAUACAAGCUUACCAACAGAUACAUCGUCCACAUCUGGGGAAGUUACGAUAGAAAAAGAAGAAAUAAUCAAAACUCCAUUGCAAACUGAAACUCCCGUCACUUCUACAGUGGAAUCGAAAACAGAAGAAGAUAUAAAUGGAAGUGAUUUGAUAGGUUGUACUGAAACAUCAUAUUUACAAGUAGUUGAAGCAACGGCUGUGGGAGAAGUCAUUGAAGAAAAUACUUCAAAUAUUGGAACAGAGAUUGAAAAUGCUACAAACUACGAUAUUAGUGAGACGGAUACAAGCUUACCCACAGACACAUCGUCCACAUCUGAGGAAGUUACGAUAGAAAAAGAAGAAAUAGUUAAAACUCCAUUACAAAUUGAAUCUCCUGUCACUUCUACAGUGGAAUCGAAAAUAGAAGAAGAUAUAAAUGGAAGUGAUUUGAUAGCAUGUACUGAAACGUCAAAUAUACACAUAGAAGAGGCAACGGCUGUGGGAGAAGUAAUUGAAGAAAAUAUUUCAAAUAUUGGAACAGAGACGGAAAAAGCUACAAACUACGAUAUUAGUGAGACGGAUACAAGCUUACCCACAGACACAUCGUCCACAUCUGAGGAAGUUACGAUAGAAAAAGAAGAAAUAGUCAAAACUCCAUUACAAUUUGAAUCUCCUGUCACUUCUGAAGCGGAACCGAAAACAGAAGAAGAUAUAAAUGAAAGUGAUUUGAUAGGUUGUACUGAAACGUCAAAUUUACAAGUAGUUGAAGAAACAGGUGUACGAGAAGUCAUUGAAGAAAAUAUUUCAAAUACUGGAACAGAGACGGAAAAAGCAACAAAUUACGAUAUUAAUCAGAUGGAUACAAGCUUACCAACAGAUACAUCGUCCACAUCUGAGGAAGUUACGAUAGAAAAAGAAGAAAUAGUCAAAACUCCAUUACAAAUUGAAUCUCCCGUCACUUCUACAGUGGAAUCGAUAGAAAAAGAAGAAAUAAUCAAAACUCCAUUGCAAACUGAAACUCCCGUCACUUCUACAGUGGAAUCGAAAACAGAAGAAGAUAUAAAUGGAAGUGAUUUGAUAGGUUGUACUGAAACGUCAUAUUUACAAGUAGUUGAAGCAACGGCUGUGGGAGAAGUCAUUGAAGAAAAUACUUCAAAUAUUGGAACAGAGAUUGAAAAUGCUACAAACUACGAUAUUAGUGAGACGGAUACAAGCUUACCCACAGACACAUCGUCCACAUCUGAGGAAGUUACGAUAGAAAAAGAAGAAAUAGUUAAAACUCCAUUACAAAUUGAAUCUCCUGUCACUUCUACAGUGGAAUCGAAAAUAGAAGAAGAUAUAAAUGGAAGUGAUUUGAUAGCAUGUACUGAAACGUCAAAUAUACACAUAGAAGAGGCAACGGCUGUGGGAGAAGUAAUUGAAGAAAAUAUUUCAAAUAUUGGAACAGAGACGGAAAAAGCUACAAACUACGAUAUUAGUGAGACGGAUACAAGCUUACCCACAGACACAUCGUCCACAUCUGAGGAAGUUACGAUAGAAAAAGAAGAAAUAGUCAAAACUCCAUUACAAUUUGAAUCUCCUGUCACUUCUGAAGCGGAACCGAAAACAGAAGAAGAUAUAAAUGAAAGUGAUUUGAUAGGUUGUACUGAAACGUCAAAUUUACAAGUAGUUGAAGAAACAGGUGUACGAGAAGUCAUUGAAGAAAAUAUUUCAAAUACUGGAACAGAGACGGAAAAAGCAACAAAUUACGAUAUUAAUCAGAUGGAUACAAGCUUACCAACAGAUACAUCGUCCACAUCUGAGGAAGUUACGAUAGAAAAAGAAGAAAUAGUCAAAACUCCAUUACAAAUUGAAUCUCCCGUCACUUCUACAGUGGAAUCGAAAACAGAAGAAGAUAUAAAUGGAAGUGAUUUGAUAGCAUGUACUGAAACGUCAAAUUUAAAAGUAGUUGAAGCAACGGCUGUGGGAGAAAUUAUUGAAGAAAAUACUACUAAUUUUGGAACAGAGACGGAAAAUGCUACAAACUACGAUAUUAAUGAAACAGAUACAAGCUUACCAACAGAUACAUCGUCCACAUCUGGGGAAGUUACGAUAGAAAAAGAAGAAAUAAUCAAAACUCCAUUGCAAACUGAAACUCCCGUCACUUCUACAGUGGAAUCGAAAACAGAAGAAGAUAUAAAUGGAAGUGAUUUGAUAGGUUGUACUGAAACGUCAAAUUUACAAGUAGUUGAAGCAACGGCUGUGGGAGAAGUCAUUGAAGAAAAUACUUCAAAUAUUGGAACAGAGAUGGAAAAUGCUACAAACUACGAUAUUAAUGACACAGAUACAAGCUUACCAACAGAUACAUCGUCCACAUCUGAGGAAGUUACGAUAGAAAAAGAAGAAAUAGUCAAAACUCCAUUACAAAUUGAAUCUCCUGUCACUUCUACAGUGGAAUCGAAAAUAGAAGAAGAUAUAAAUGGAAGUGAUUUGAUAGCAUGUACUGAAACGUCAAAUAUACACAUAGAAGAGGCAACGGCUGUGGGAGAAGUAAUUGAAGAAAAUAUUUCAAAUAUGGAACAGAGACGGAAAAAGCUACAAACUACGAUAUUAACGGAAAAUGCUACAAACUACGAUAUUAAUGAAACAGAUACAAGCUUACCAACAGAUACAUCGUCCACAUCUGGGGAAGUUACGAUAGAAAAAGAAGAAAUAAUCAAAACUCCAUUGCAAACUGAAACUCCCGUCACUUCUACAGUGGAAUCGAAAACAGAAGAAGAUAUAAAUGGAAGUGAUUUGAUAGCAUGUACUGAAACGUCAAAUUUACAAGUAGUUGAAGCAACGGCUGUGGGAGAAGUCAUUGAAGAAAAUACUUCAAAUAUUGGAACAGAGAUGGAAAAUGCUACAAACUACGAUAUUAAUGACACAGAUACAAGCUUACCAACAGAUACAUCGUCCACAUCUGGGGAAGUUACGAUAGAAAAAGAAGAAAUAAUCAAAACUCCAUUGCAAACUGAAACUCCCGUCACUUCUACAGUGGAAUCGAAAACAGAAGAAGAUAUAAAUGGAAGUGAUUUGAUAAGUUGUACUGAAACGUCAUAUUUACAAGUAGUUGAAGCAACGGCUGUGGGAGAAGUCAUUGAAGAAAAUACUUCAAAUAUUGGAACAGAGAUUGAAAAUGCUACAAACUACGAUAUUAGUGACACAGAUACAAGCUUACCACCAGAUACAUCGUCCACAUCUGGGGAAGUUACGAUAGAAAAAGAAGAAAUAGUCAAAACUCCAUUACAAUUUGAAUCUCCUGUCACUUCUAAAGCGGAACCGAAAAAAGAAGAAGAUAUAAAUGAAAGUGAUUUGAUAGGUUGUACUGAAACGUCAAAUUUACAAGUAGUUGAAGAAACAGGUGUACGAGAAGUCAUUGAAGAAAAUAUUUCAAAUACUGGAACAGAGACGGAAAAAACAACAAAUUACGAUAUUAAUCAGAUGGAUACAAGCUUACCAACAGAUACAUCGUCCACAUCUGAGGAAGUUACGAUAGAAAAAGAAGAAAUAGUCAAAACUCCAUUACAAAUUGAAUCUCCCGUCACUUCUACAGUGGAAUCAAAAACAGAAGAAGAUAUAAAUGGAAGGGAUUUGAUAGCAUGUACUGAAACGUCAAAUUUAAAAGUAGUUGAAGCAACGGCUGUGGGAGAAAUUAUUGAAGAAAAUACUACUAAUAUUGGAACAGAGACGGAAAAUGCUACAAACUACGAUAUUAAUGAAACAGAUACAAGCUUACCAACAGAUACAUCGUCCACAUCUGGGGAAGUUACGAUAGAAAAAGAAGAAAUAAUCAAAACUCCAUUGCAAACUGAAACUCCCGUCACUUCUACAGUGGAAUCGAAAAUAGAAGAAGAUAUAAAUGGAAGUGAUUUGAUAGCAUGUACUGAAACGUCAAAUGUACAAGUAGUUGAAGCAACGGCUGUGGGAGAAGUCAUUGAAGAAACUACUACUUAUAGUGGAACAGAGACGGAAAAAGCUACAAAUUACGAUAUUAAUCAGAUGGAUACAAUUUUACCAACAGAUACAUCGUCCACAUCUGAGGAAGUUACGAUAGAAAAAGAAGAAAUAGUGAAAACUCCAUUACAAAUUGAAUCUCCCGUCACUUCUACAGUGGAAUCGAAAACAGAAGAAGAUAUAAAUGGAAGUGAUUUGAUAGCAUGUACUGAAACGUCAAAUAUACACAUAGAAGAGGCAACGGCUGUGGGAGAAGUAAUUGAAGAAAAUAUUUCAAAUAUUGGAACAGAGACGGAAAAAGCUACAAACUACGAUAUUAAUGAAACAGAUACAAGCUUACCAACAGAUACAUCGUCCACAUCUGAGGAAGUUACGAUAGAAAAAGAAGAAAUAGUUAAAACUCCAUUACAAAUUGAAUCUCCUGUCACUUCUACAGUGGAAUCAAAAAUAGAAGAAGAUAUAAAUGGAAGUGAUUUGAUAGCAUGUACUGAAACGUCAAAUAUACACAUAGAAGAGGCAACGGCUGUGGGAGAAGUAAUUGAAGAAAAUAUUUCAAAUAUUGGAACAGAGACGGAAAAAGCUACAAACUACGAUAUUAAUGAAACAGAUACAAGCUUACCAACAGAUACAUCGUCCACAUCUGAGGAAGUUACGAUAGAAAAAGAAGAAAUAGUUAAAACUCCAUUACAAAUUGAAUCUCCUGUCACUUCUACAGUGGAAUCAAAAAUAGAAGAAGAUAUAAAUGGAAGUGAUUUGAUAGCAUGUACUGAAACGUCAAAUAUACACAUAGAAGAGGCAACGGCUGUGGGAGAAGUAAUUGAAGAAAAUAUUUCAAAUAUUGGAACAGAGACGGAAAAAGCUACAAACUACGAUAUUAGUGAGACGGAUACAAGCUUACCCACAGACACAUCGUCCACAUCUGAGGAAGUUACGAUAGAAAAAGAAGAAAUAGUCAAAACUCCAUUACAAUUUGAAUCUCCUGUCACUUCUGAAGCGGAACCGAAAACAGAAGAAGAUAUAAAUGAAAGUGAUUUGAUAGGUUGUACUGAAACGUCAAAUUUACAAGUAGUUGAAGAAACAGGUGUACGAGAAGUCAUUGAAGAAAAUAUUUCAAAUACUGGAACAGAGACGGAAAAAGCAACAAAUUACGAUAUUAAUCAGAUGGAUACAAGCUUACCAACAGAUACAUCGUCCACAUCUGAGGAAGUUACGAUAGAAAAAGAAGAAAUAGUCAAAACUCCAUUACAAAUUGAAUCUCCCGUCACUUCUACAGUGGAAUCGAAAACAGAAGAAGAUAUAAAUGGAAGUGAUUUGAUAGCAUGUACUGAAACGUCAAAUUUAAAAGUAGUUGAAGCAACGGCUGUGGGAGAAAUUAUUGAAGAAAAUACUACUAAUAUUGGAACAGAGACGGAAAAUGCUACAAACUACGAUAUUAAUGAAACAGAUACAAGCUUACCAACAGAUACAUCGUCCACAUCUGGGGAAGUUACGAUAGAAAAAGAAGAAAUAAUCAAAACUCCAUUGCAAACUGAAACUCCCGUCACUUCUACAGUGGAAUCGAAAACAGAAGAAGAUAUAAAUGGAAGUGAUUUGAUAGCAUGUACUGAAACGUCAAAUUUAAAAGUAGUUGAAGCAACGGCUGUGGGAGAAGUCAUUGAAGAAACUACUUCAAAUAUUGGAACAGAGACGGAAAAAGCUACAAACUACGAUAUUAAUGAAACAGAUACAAGCUUACCAACAGAUACAUCGUCCACAUCUGGGGAAGUUACGAUAGAAAAAGAAGAAAUAAUCAAAACUCCAUUGCAAACUGAAACUCCCGUCACUUCUACAGUGGAAUCGAAAAUAGAAGAAGAUAUAAAUGGAAGUGAUUUGAUAGCAUGUACUGAAACGUCAAAUGUACAAGUAGUUGAAGCAACGGCUGUGGGAGAAAUCAUUGAAGAAAAUACUACUUAUAUUGGAACAGAGACGGAAAAAGCAGCAAACUACGAUAUUAAUGAGACAGAAACAAUCUUGCCCACACAUACAUCGGCCACAUCUGAGGAAGUUACGAUAGAAAAAGAAGAAAUAAUCAAAACUCCAUUACAAAUUGAAUCUUCUGUCACUUCUACAGUAGAAUCGAAAACAGAAGAAGAUAUAAAUGGAAGUGAUUUGAUAGCAUGUACUGAAACGUCAAAUGUAAUAAAAGUUGAACCAAGGGUUGUGGGAGAAUUAAUUGAAGAAGAUAUGUCAAAUUAUCCAAUUAGUUCAAUAAUGAUGGUUAAAUUGAUUAUUAACAAUGAUAAGGAAAGUGAAACAUCCUUACCGAUUGUUACACCCUCUACAUUUGUGGAUGAUAUGAACAAAAUAGAAGAACGAAUCGAGACAUUGGAUACAUCUGUAGAACAAUCAACGUUAUUAAAAGAGGAACAGUUGAAUGUGGCAGAUAUAUUACAAAGUAAGCAUAUAUCACAUAUCCAUUCUUCUAAAAUAUUUUUAAAAAAUCAAUCAAUUUUAGAUUUUGAAAUAGAAAAAAAAAGUCUAUUUCCAAAUGAUGCUUUUUCUGAAUCUGUAGAAAAACAUGAUUUAGAUGAAGUUGGAAGACAAACACUUAGAGUAAAUGUUAAAGAGAUUAAAAAUACUAUACUUAUUGAUACACCUACAACAUUUGUUGAAGAUCAAAAAUUAGAAGACCGUGUAACUGUGAUUGAAAAUAUAUUAGCAAUUGACACUUCAACUGCAUCUGUACAAGAACAGAUACAGAUAGAAGAAGUUAUCAAAGAUGAAUCCAUGCCAUUAAUUAAUUCUUCAGUGUCAUUCGAUGAUGAAAUUGCAGUAGAACAAAAUGAGAUCAAAACUACAGCAAUGGUUUCUUCUAUUACAUCCAUGGAAGAACAGAUAAUUGUGAAUGCAGAUGAUGUAAUGGAUACUUUUACAGAAUCGUUAGAUAAAACUUCAGUAGAAAAACGUACACAUAAUGAAAUGUCGACACUAACAGAUAUUUUAGUUGCAGUUGUCGAUGAACAGAUAGACCUAAAAAAAGUUACGAAUAACGAAACUCAAAUACUAGUUGAUACUUCUACUGCAUUUUUAGAAAACCCAAUUAAAAUAGAAAAAUGUACUGAAAAAGAAAGUACAGCACUUUUUACUAGCGCGUCUACAUCUAAAGUAGAAUUAAAUGAAAUAGAUGUAAAGAGUGAUAAUAAAACUUCAACACCAGUUAAUUUAGCCUCAGUUGCAAUAGAACAAACGGAAACAGAUACGGAAAUUGAAAUUACAUCACCAAAUGUUAACGUUAUAAAUAGCAGUUCUGAAACAAUUUUGAUAGAUAAAGAAAUUAAAACGGAAAAUUCAGAUAAUCAUAAAAAUUGUUAUUUAAAAUUUGGAGAAUCGUCUAAGUUUCAUUGUUUGAAAAAUGAAGAAAUUCCACAAGGAAAAUCGUAUAGUAUUCAAAAAUUAGAAAUGUCUGUACAACGAUUAAAAACAUCCAAUGAUGAUUAUUAUGAAAAAACGUUUGUACAAUUGGAACAAACUGAAAAAAUCUCUAUUGUUGAUAAAGAUAAAGUUGACUGUGAAAAUAAAAAUAAUAUUGAUGAUAAAUUAUACACAGUCAACGAAUCCGACUUAAACGCAAUAUUGUGUGCGUCUUCUCUCGAAGAAGCACUUACCUUAUUGGACUCAAAAAUUAAAUUUAAAUUUAAACAUAGGAAAUCAUCUAGUAAAGCUAACUCUGCAACAUCAUAUAUUCCGAAAAUUCAAACAUCUGAGAGUAGAAGUAGCGGUAUUAACACAAACUUUACAGACGCUCGAGAUUUCUUUAAAGAAAUUGAAAAAAAAUCUAAAAAAUAAAAACAUAAUGAAAUAAAAAUAAUAUCUUAUAAAUAAUAUUAAAUAGUCAUUUAAUAAUAUUAGUAAAAUUAUUAUUUUAUGACCUGAAUUAAGAAUA